UCUAGACAUUCUACUGACAUCGCCACCGGAUGAACAGCAUCUGCCCAAAACGUUCUGAAGACAAGAUAUAUUCGAUGAAAAAAAACAGGAAGAAUGAACAGUGAAAUCUCUUGUGAGAGUGAAGAAAGUAACAAUAUCCAAAAGGAGCUGCCUGAAGAAGACGAUAGCGAAUCAAAACAAGCUUACAAAGAUGAUAGCGAAUCAAAACGAGCUUACGAAGAUGACAGCGAAUCAGAUCAAGCUCUCAACUUGGCCUUAUAUGACGAACCUGAAGAUACCGAGAUCAUUCAGAAAAAUAUUGAACAACGGCCGUCAACCAAUGAGCUUGCUAAGCCUUUUCCAGUAAAAGCAUCAACCGAGUUAUCAACCGUUACAUCUCCUGUCACUAACAUCUCUUCCUUAGCAGCUGUAGCAGCAACAGGACAGCUGUCAUUAAGUCAGUUACUUGCCAUUAGCCUUCAUGGCCAACCACCAUUUCUAAUGCCAGCAAGCUUAACUCAGCAGCUACAAACGGGGAAGUUUCCUCUAGGUUUUAACUUCUCUAGCGAUCAGUCAAGUCCUCAAGAACUUUCACAACUGCAGCUACAACAACAAAGUCUACAGAGUUUGGGACAGUUUCUUUUGUUACAGUACAGCCACCUACCGGCCAGUGUUCAAGCACAGCUGUUCCUUCAGAGUCAGGGUCUUUUGAUGCAACAAUCAUUGCAAAAAGUACAGUCUCAAAUCAAUCAGGUUGGUUCUCCUACCGGGAAUCCACAAGCUGAUGUCCCUAAAGGACAUCAAACUCUUCCUCAGAGAAUCAGAGAAUCCAAUAAACAGUUGUCAUGCCAACCACAGGAGGCGCUGCAAGCCAAGUGUUUUUCCCAGAUUGCUACGCCAAGUUCACCCUUAAAACUACAGUCGAGGGAAGCCUGUCCUGAGGAGAUACCAGCUCUUGAAGAUUUGGAAGAAUUUGCCAAAACAUUUAAGCAGAAGAGGAUAAAACUUGGGUUUACCCAAGGAGAUGUUGGACUAGCGACAGGAAGACUUUACGGAAACGACUUCAGCCAAACUACAAUCUCUCGAUUUGAAGCCCUCAACCUGAGCUUCAAGAACAUGUGUAAGCUAAAACCUCUUCUUCAGAGAUGGCUAGAAGAUGCCGACCGAUCCUUCAACAAAAAUCCUUCAUCUCUUUCAGAAUUCUCACAAGAAGCAAUCUCACGUCGACGAAAGAGACGAACUAGUAUUGACACGAAUGUGCGUCUGGCUUUAGAAGAGGCUUUUAUAGAGAACCAAAAACCUACCUCACAGAAUCUUGCUAAGUUAGCCGAAUCCUUGUCAAUGCAGAAAGAAGUUGUUAGGGUUUGGUUUUGUAAUAGGAGGCAGAAAAAAAAGAGGCUUAACCCUUCCACCAUAGUGGCAGCUCCCUUAAAUAUGACGUUACCCGUCACUGCUACUACUCACCAUCCUGUACGUUCCUCCACCUCAAAUUCAGUUCCUCAAAUGACCAACAUCACAUCAUCUUUGUUAUCUUCAAGUUCCGAUCGAAAUUACUAGAAACUGGUUUUAAAACAGAAUGACAAAAGAAAAGAAGAGCGUUCACUUGGUUCGUGAAUGUUGUAUUACCAUGCAGUUUGUGAGGUAACAAAGACAAAACCGAGCGGGUAUUUAAAACUACAAUAAAGGAAGACCUGGAUAUUAAUAUCUUUUGUUUAGUUUAAGAAAAUGAGUAAAUUGUUUUAAAUAACUGUUCUGAAAAUUGAAAAAAAGAUGUAAAUAUACCUUUAUAACACGAGUGAAAAACUUACCUUGUAAAAGACUCAGGGAUAUAAUAUCUUCCUCAAUAUAUAUAAUAGUUAUUCAGAUAUUUGUAUGAUAAUAUAGAAAUUUACACUUACGUUUAUAUAGUUAUUAAAAUUAUAUCUAAAUGUCGAGUAAAAGAAUCCACCUUCUGUCCUAAAAAUGCUGGAGGAGUUCUACCCAAUCGGAGUCCGAAUAUCACUGGUAGGCGUGGCUCUUGCAUUGCAGGUUAAGGAGUUCUACCCAAUCGGUUAACUCAUUCGUUAGACGUUUAGACUGUUGAAGUUAGAGAAAUAAGGAUAUGUAUUUUUAAAUAGGCUAAUAUGUUAUAUAAUAUAGUGACGUUUGAUUGGUAUUUUAAAUUUGGUUUUCACAUUAAGUAUAAAAUACAAGUAACUGUUUACUUGUGUAUCUGUUUUAUAGAAAUGUUGACAGUACAAGAAAUGUGUUAUUCCUCCUUCGUUGUGUUUUAACCUAACUUGCUCGAGAAUUGAAAUAAACAUUUACCAAUGCAAAAUAAAAUACACAAGCGUCAGCUAUACGCCCCCUUUAAUAAAUAUGCUUUAGGGAAUCUAAUCAAAUUAAUAAGAACAAUAAAGUAACCGAACUCGAGCUUAUGGCCCUACUUUUGUUUGAAAAUUAUGUUUGUUAAAAUAUCUUUGAAUUAUUUGUUUUAAUAAGAUAUAUAUCAAGGUGUAAAUUCUUCAAUCAGCCUUAUUUUACUGAAACAAGUGAUAAAUAUAAGAAAUAAAGUCAUAAUCCUUAUACAAAAACGAGAUUUUAACCUAUAGUUUAUUCUGUUACGGGUUUAAAAACUUUGAUAAUAUCCGAAUGAUUUUUUUUAAAUAUCUUAAAGAUUGUACUAAUAGCUCAAACUCAUCACUCAUUUCUAGAUAUAUUGAUUUACACACAAAGAAACAAAACAUGAUUAAAUCAGAUAAAACACUUUUUUCUCGCAACUCUUUCCGUCUUGGGGCUUUAUCAGAGGUUAAUCUACUAUAUCCCCUCGUCUUGGGGCUUUAUCAGAGGUUAAUCUACUAUAUCCCCUCGUCUUGGGGCUUUAUUCUAUGUAUUUCUCCUGACACAGAAAAUUGUUCAUUUCUCCUGUUUUAUUAAACUAAAAAUUGUUUAAAUUACCUGGCAUGCACGUCAUUACUCGAAUUGUUCCAUAAUUCAGUUUUUUCUGAAGAAGUUUAAAUACAAUGUUCGAUACCUUAUCACCGAAUAUUUAUAUACGAAAUUGGUCUAUCUACCUCGUUGAAAGUGUCUACGCCGAUAUCAAAAGUUUCCAUAAUUUCUCAAGUAAACCAACAGUAGAGGGCGCGAAGGUCGAUUUUAUCAGACAUUCUACAGAUUUGUGUUCUCAACUUACUCUGUAAUACCAGUUCAAGUUCGUAUUCUGUGUUUUAUUCGUGUUUGUAUAUAUUCAUGAAAAUGGCAGGAAAAAAAAAGGACAGCCAGGCAACCACCACGAAAUUUUGAAUUUACGAUUUAUAAAAAAAAAAAAUAAGUUACUUUCAUUAUAUUCAGAUGCGUGGAGAUGGGUGUUUUUAUAAAUUUAUAGUUACAAAUAGAUUUGAUUACAAAAUAAGUCCAAAAGAUCUAUUGCAGUGUUUUCAGACACCAGGCCCUCUAACGUUCACGUCAUCAAUCAUCGUUUGGAAUGAAUUAUUCAACGUGAAAUGUAUUUUAGUUGAACAUUUUAUUCUAAACUCCAUACUCCAUUUCUUUGCCCUUUCGCAUUAUCUCUCUUAAAACUGGAUUUACAGUGGUAUAGGAAGGCAUGGCCCGCCCACUUUUCUAUCUGUCUCAAAAAAAUGCAUCAAAAUUAGAAAAAAAUACUCGCAUGAAAAGCAGGAGAAUGCAUAAAAUUUAAUGCAGAACCCAAGAACAUCCAGAGUCCUAAGACAAGCCCUGAAUCCGGGCUGUAAUGGAUGUGCCUGUAGUGCACAUUCGCUCGCUUCGCACGGUCAGACAAAUCUUGGGGCUUUCCACUUUUAAUUUGCCUCCUACACCUCUGACUUAUGAUGCGAACCUAUGGUUGGCGACCUAUAAUUAAAUAGUCUGAAAAAAGUUGGUAACAACUAACCUAGUAAAGCAUAUAAUUAAAAGUGGGCCUCAGUCAGACAAAGGUUGGUAACCACUAAUCUAGUAAACCUUAUAACUGAAUAGUGGGCCUCAGUCUGACAAAGGUGGGUAACAACUAACCUAGUAAAGCGUAUAAUUAAAUAGUGGGCCUCAGUCUGACAAAGGUGGGUAACCACUAAUCUAGUAAACCUUAUAACUGAAUAGUGGGCCUCAGUCUGAAAUAGGUUGGUAAUCACUAAUCUAGUAAACCUUAUAACUGACUAGUGGGCCUCAGUCUGAAAUAGGUUGGUAAUCACUAAUCUGGUAAAUCUUAUAACUGACUAGUGGGCCUCAGUCUGAAAUAGGUUGGUAACAACUAAUCUAGUAAACCUUAUAACUGAAUAGUGGGCCUCAGUCUGACAAAGGUGGGUAACCACUAAUCUAGUAAACCUUAUAACUGAAUAGUGGGCCUCAGUCUGACAAAGGUGGGUAACCACUAAGGUAGUAAACCUUAUAAUUAAAUAGUGAGCCUCAGUCUGACAAAGGUGGGUAAUCACUAAUCUAGUAAACCUUAUAAUUAAGUAGUGGGCCUCAGUCUGACAAAGGUGGGUAACCACUAAUCUAGUAAACCUUAUAAUUAAAUAGUGGGCCUCAGUAUAA
Messenger RNA from Limulus polyphemus (Atlantic horseshoe crab), 4506 nucleotides. Its product is annotated as POU domain protein 2-like. Bases 94 to 1536 code for a protein of 480 amino acids. The record is from RefSeq and is a predicted model, not a curated record. Gene Ontology annotation, biological process: regulation of transcription by RNA polymerase II. Gene Ontology annotation, molecular function: RNA polymerase II cis-regulatory region sequence-specific DNA binding; DNA-binding transcription factor activity, RNA polymerase II-specific. Lineage: Eukaryota; Metazoa; Arthropoda; Merostomata; Xiphosura; Limulidae. The transcript has 8 exons.